Molecule: messenger RNA, 289 nt
Organism: Myodes glareolus (Bank vole)
Lineage: Eukaryota; Metazoa; Chordata; Mammalia; Rodentia; Cricetidae
Product: beta-defensin 13-like
Source: RefSeq, a predicted model, not a curated record
AUGAGAAUCCUUUCCUUAGUUGCUGCUGGGCUCGUUCUUCUUGUUCAGCUUCACCCAGGCAGUGCCUCAUUCUACAGACAGCAUCUCUGUUCAAAGCUGGAUGGUCACUGUGCAAUUGACUGCCUUAUCUUUGAAGAAAAGAUCGGGGGCUGUCGGGCUGACUUAACACCGCUGUGCUGCAGAAAAAGAAAGAAACACUGAAUUCUCAGCACCAGCUCCCAGGCAGAAUCUCUCUACAAAGCUCUCCAGACUUUCUCGACACUAUGUCCCAUAAACCCUAUACACUCUG